Megachile rotundata (alfalfa leafcutting bee) is the source of this 2295-nucleotide messenger RNA. It is a transcript of the gene ImpE1, whose product is annotated as Ecdysone-inducible gene E1. Lineage: Eukaryota; Metazoa; Arthropoda; Insecta; Hymenoptera; Megachilidae. The record is from RefSeq and is a predicted model, not a curated record. Gene Ontology annotation, molecular function: protein binding.
CCAAAAAUCUCUAGAUCCUUAAAUACCUAUAUUCCCAAAUUCCCAUAAAUCUCUUAUGUCCCGUCCCGAUAAUAUCCUUCAAUCUUCAUCCUGAAGCAGUAAAAAAAUUGAACGAUGAAAAUGAAGAGCCGACAGGUAAAAAAGGUGGGAGAGUAAGGUAACGCUUUUCCAUCGUUCGCGUACAGGGGCCAAAAGCCAACGGGUGUCGGCGCGGGUCGGCGCGGGCGCCCGACGGGGGCUCAGUUUGCUUUCAGUCAUUCCGAAGCACGCGCGGAUAUCUAACACGUUCAUCGUACCUUCAUCUAUCUUUCGCGAUAACGCGACUAAUUGAUCGGAAUUCGGAUCUCUACGCGGGGGUUGUUAUCGAACGGUAAUUCAAAGUGCGAGAUGCGCGGAAAGAGCGUGGCAAUUUUCCUUCUUCUCGCGAUCUGUUCGGAUGCCGCGGUGCGUCCGUUCGCGCCCGCGAGCAAGUUGGGCGACAGCUGCGGAGCGGACGAAGAGUGCGAGUCGAGCAUCGUCGGUGGCCACUGUCGCCGCGGUUUCUGUCGCUGUUUGCCGUACUUCGCGGUUUACAAUGAGACACGCUGUGUCGAGGCCACUCUGCUGGGCGAGGAAUGCCAAGUCGACGAUCAGUGCUCGUUGAAGGUGGCCAACAGCGCGUGCCUCGACGGCCUCUGUUCAUGCAAGGAGGGAUUCUUGCAAUUUCGCCGACACACCUGUCUAGGUCCGGCGAAGCUCGGACAAGUCUGCUACGAGCACGCUCACUGUCGACUAUGGCAGGAGAACUCGCACUGCGACUUCUUGAUACCAGACUUGUUCGGCCGGUGCCAGUGCACGGCGCCGAUGCGAAGGGAGAACGAUGUCUGUCGACCGGAUGAUCUGGUCAGACCUCCGCCGUUGUUUGAUGGAGGGAGUUCGAGCUCUACGGAAGGGGUUGAUCGAGAGGUUGAGGAUCCGACAGGUGUACAGAUAUCAUGGUUGAAGAACGAGACAUCCACCCCAGGUAUAGUGAUCGUCGGACCAACCUUGAUCGUUUCGAACCCUUCGACGACGGUGACGAGUGAUGUGGACGACAAUGACGACUCGGUUGUUAUAGAGGCCAUCACUGAGAUCACGACUACGGUGCGACCGUCUGUUUCGGUGUCGGCGCCCGUAAAAGCGGACCGCCACGAAACAAGGCCAGCAACCCCCGUCAGCCUAGGCCUCGAUUGCCUAUCGGACACCGAGUGCCGCCUCGCAGAUCCCUAUUCCCGAUGCAUCGAGGGCGUCUGCGACUGCGGCUAUAGUAACGACACCUGCAGCGCCAGCAACAGGGGAUGUGCGCCCGGCACCUUCCAGUGUCGAACUUCCGGAAGAUGCAUCAGCUGGUUCUUCGUUUGCGACGGUAGACCUGAUUGUGGAGACGGAUCUGAUGAACGGUGUGCAGAGAACUGCCCUCCGCAGGCGUUCAGAUGCGAGCAGAGCAAGAGCUGCGUGACUAGGGCUGUGCUGUGCGAUGGGAAACGAGAUUGUCCGCAUGGGGAGGACGAGGCUGGUUGCAAUGACAGACGUAAAUGUCCUAAGGGAGCCUUCAGGUGCAACAACGGUCAGUGUCUACCCGCCUACGAGUUCUGCAACGCGGUGGUGUCCUGUCGCGACGGGAGCGACGAGCCCAGGGGAGCCUGCAGGACCAGGAACUACGGGAGGAUCGGUCCUAGGCAUUGUCCUUUCAGGUGCGACAACGGGAGGUGCCGCUCUGACGCCAUCACGUGCAGCGGACGCGAUGGCUGCGGCGACGGCUCUGACGAGACGCGGUGCACUGUCUGCAGAUGUUCAGCGUUUGCUUAGAUUUAAGAGAAACGUCCUUGAAAAUACCGCAUCCUAUUGGGACCAAAAGUCUUUUAUGUCCUUGACAUAUAUUUGAGGAAAGUCUUUUAUGUCCUUGACAUAUACUUGAGGAAAACUCGUGGUAAUCAAAGAAUUAUAUAAAAUGGGAAGAGUUGAGUGCCUGUCCAGUUACUAAAUAAAUCACAUUAUAAUACGUCACUGUGAAUUUAUUUGAACCACCCCUCCCUUAAAAAGAGGGUCAAUCCAUGGACCACAUUUCCUCGCAAGAUCAAUACAGAGUCUACAGAUUUUAUUGCUACAUUAAAACUCUUAUGAGUGAACCUUGGAACAGUUUCCAUCUGAAACUGAAGGUCCUUUUUAAAUGUCCGCAAAAGCUGUUACAUAAUCAAAUCUGUGGACCACAUUUCUUCACAAGAUCAAUAUAAAUUAAGAGGGGCAAUACCUUUAGAAUCUUAAAAAAUUACAAAA